AACGUUACUUUUUGAGUAGUACCUUGUGUGUAAGAUGCAUUAUGAUUGAAAAACACCCUUAUUCAAUUUUAACUACAAACUUUAGUUUUCAAUUCAAUUUAACCUAUACAUAUCAUGUAUAUACAUAUAUAUAUACACAACUCGAGUGAACGCAGCGCGCGCAACAGGUUUGUGAGUGAGGCCUGAGGGAUGAUUCCGAGAAAGAAAUUGAAGCUGGGCCUGGGCCUCGAAUGGACAAGUUAGCUAUUUGACCCGCGAUGCCUUGAUGACCUUCUUUGAAUUCGGAGUGCGAAGAACGUUUGCUGCACGGCCACGCUCUUUGAUCCAGUGGGAAUGUAUAAAAUUCCAUUAUCAGUGCCUUUAAGAUUUGAAUUUUAUUAAAACACGCUUAUUGAGAUAUUAAGAUGUCUUAUGAUAUUGCAAACAAUCUCCAACGGCAGGAGGAUGAAAUGGCUGUCCUUUCCAGUAUCUACGACGAAACAGAGUUCUUCUAUACGAGGAGCGAGUACACAAAAUGCUCGAUCAACAUACAUCCAAAAUUCUUGAAACUAGAAGUAAAGUUCACUAGCGAUUCCGAUGUGGUUCCCAGCGAUAUCAUCUUUGUAGAGCACCUGCCGCCAAUCAGCAUAUACAUUUAUCUCCCUAAUAAGUAUCCAUCUAAAGGACCACCACAUUUCUACCUUUCCAUUAUCUGGUUGACGCCUUGGGAGAUAUCUUUACUCUGUCAGAAAUUGGAUGAAAUAUGGAAAGAAAACCAGGGCAAUGAGAUUAUCUUUCUGUGGCUAAAUUUCCUACAACAUGAUGUCUUCAAUUUUCUAAACAUACGGGAAUCCUUAGACGUUUCCUUCUUGCAUUUAAUUCAUACGCAAUGUGAUAAUGUUACAUUACGCCUAAUCAAAUCAUCCGAUUCCCGAGCUCAAAAUGGUGCAUUGUUUUCAGAUAUAAAAAGAUUAUUAGUAUCGUAUAACAAAAAGCAACAUAAAACAGAAUUUCACAUGAAAAUUUAUACUUGCUUUAUAUGCUUCGAGGAAUAUGCAGGACUAAAUUGUAUAGAAUUGGAAAACUGUGGACACGUCUACUGCAGAAGUUGCAUGCAGAAGCACAUAAGUAUCAGGAUUAUUGAGUAUAUCAAUGAGAUAUUGUGUCCAACGGUCGACUGCAAGCACAAAAUAAGCGAUAACGACGUCAAGGCUCUCUGUCCGGACUUGUUUAAGCAAUACGAAGAAAUCAUGUUACGAGUAACAUUAGACACCAUGGAUGACGUAGUAUACUGUCCACGAAUUUCUUGUCAAUAUCCGGUUAUUAGAAACCUGAAUGAUGACGCACCGAUCUGUCCCAUCUGCGAGUACUGUUUUUGCGUCUAUUGUCGUAAGAUGUAUCAUGGACAAGAACCAUGCGAUAUGACAUCGACCGAUACUAUAAAGCUCAUUGACGAGUACAAAAGUAGCAGUAAUAAAGGAAAACAGAUGUUAGAGAAGAAAUAUGGAAAACGGCAAAUGCAAUUAAUUGAAAAAUAUCUUACGACUGAGUAUCUGCAAGAUAAUGCGAAAAAUUGCCCGAAAUGCCGUUCUUUCAUAAGCAAAAUCGAUGGUUGCAACAAAAUGACAUGUAAACAUUGCCAAUCUUCUUUUUGCUGGCUGUGCAACGAACAGAUAUACGGAUACGAGCACUUCAACAGCGUCGACAGUCAGUGUUACAGGCUUUUAUUUGAAGGCAUACAGACAAAUGUUAUGGAUUACGUUGAUAAUGAAAUGAACGUAAAUCGCUUCUUUGAAGAUCUCAAUAUUUAAAUAUGUAUAACAGAAACUUCGAUAAAUAAGAUUCUUGACAUUAGGCUUUUGAAAAGUCAAUUAAAAAAAAAAAAAUAUAUAUAUAUAUAUAUAUUUUAAUAUGACAUGAAAGAAAUGAUUAUUUUUUAGAUAUCAAUUAUGGAAUUUUUGACAAUUGUAAUUUGCUAUUUCACAUUUUAUAUUAACACAUAUGUAAACUUGAAGAACUCAUAUAUUCCUCAAAUAUUUUUUGUAUAAUAUUCUAGUUAUUGAAAAUGCUUAUUAAUGGUUAGUAUUACAUAUAUUUGUAUAUAUGCAAUAUAUUUGCAUAACAUUACAGCAUAUUUUUGUAUUUAGUAUAUAGGAAUCUAGGAUACUUAGUUGUAAACAUUAGAUAUAAUCAUUUUGUUUAUAUUUUGUAUUUUUCAUUUUCCAGUUUGUAAUAAAAUAUUUUAUAAAAA
Wasmannia auropunctata (little fire ant) is the source of this 2230-nucleotide messenger RNA. Its product is annotated as E3 ubiquitin-protein ligase RNF14-like. The record is from RefSeq and is a predicted model, not a curated record. Gene Ontology annotation, cellular component: ubiquitin ligase complex; cytoplasm. Gene Ontology annotation, molecular function: ubiquitin conjugating enzyme binding; zinc ion binding; ubiquitin protein ligase activity. The coding region runs from base 405 to 1790 and encodes 461 amino acids. The transcript is spliced from 5 exons. Gene Ontology annotation, biological process: protein polyubiquitination; ubiquitin-dependent protein catabolic process; positive regulation of proteasomal ubiquitin-dependent protein catabolic process. Lineage: Eukaryota; Metazoa; Arthropoda; Insecta; Hymenoptera; Formicidae.